Syngnathus acus (greater pipefish) is the source of this 4869-nucleotide messenger RNA. It is a transcript of the gene adamtsl4, whose product is annotated as ADAMTS-like 4. Gene Ontology annotation, cellular component: extracellular matrix. Lineage: Eukaryota; Metazoa; Chordata; Actinopteri; Syngnathiformes; Syngnathidae. Gene Ontology annotation, biological process: extracellular matrix organization. Gene Ontology annotation, molecular function: metalloendopeptidase activity. The record is from RefSeq and is a predicted model, not a curated record. The coding region runs from base 228 to 3548 and encodes 1106 amino acids. The transcript has 17 exons.
AACGGAAGACUUCCCACUUUGCACGUUGGCGGGCGGGCAGACAAGCAAGCAAGCAGGCAGAGAGCAGUGACAGGAGAAAGGACACACUCGCAAGAGACGAAGACAGUGGAGAGAGGCGACAACAAGUUGGACACUUCACUCAUUGUUUGCUUCGCCCAUCACGCGCGCGCACGCACCAAUAAUCGAUCUCCAAGUGGACUGAUCGUCGCGAGCGGCGUCGGGGGAGCAUGCGGCUCGCGUCUGUCUUCAGGCUCUUUGCGCUGUGGGCCUUUGUGGAGGUCGCGACCUCGGUAAGCAAGCCUGCCAAAAGGAAGGCGGCCGGGCGGAGGUCCAGACAAGUGUUGGAGACGGAGCCCGUGGAAGGGGUGUGGUCGACGUGGGCGGAGUGGUCCUCUUGCUCCCAGUCAUGCGGAGUGGGCGUGUCGCAGAGAAGCAGAAAGUGCCUGCCGCCUCCGCCCGCCCCUCCUUCCGUUUCUUACCCAUCACCCAACUGGGGCGGGUAUUUCCACCCUUCCCCUCAACUGCCACCCCAUCAUCGGGCACCCGAUCCCAACCGGGGGCUGCCGCUCUACCGAAAUACCCCGACGGGGGGCGGCGAUCUGCCGUCUCCUUUCUAUCAAACGGAGUACCCCGCAACCGCUCGGAACCGAGUGUCCGUGUACCGAUCGCCUCAGCGCGUGCCUUCGCCGGCCUACGAGCAGCAACAGCAGCGCAGCGUCAGGAGGCCCGGCGGCAGGAGGUCGGCCAGCACCGCUCGGGAGCCUUUGCCAGUCAGGAGGUCUUCAUCCAUCCGCCCAGGCCAGUUUGGCUACGGUAAAGUCCCCUUCUCCCUGCCUUUGCACCGGCCUAGUCGACAGGCUCGCCACACGGCCAACAGCACCAUCUCGGCCUCCUCGGCACCCCAACUGGCCGACGACGAGGGAGAGGAAGAGAGCGCAACCACCGCCGCACCCGCCAUUACUGCCACACCCCAACCGCGCGCCAGAAGUGAGCACAGGAGGGUUCGAGUUCCGCCCUCACCCCCUCACUAUCUGCUGCGGUCCCCAUCUUCAUCAUCAUCAGUGUUAUCCGGUCACCGCCGCUUUGACUGGCGCACCGUCACUGCCCCGCCCCCACCGCUCCCGGCUGGCUCGCCUCACUCGCAGCCGGCUGGCGCCUCUUUGGCCUACGCCUCCCCUCUGCACCGGCCCUUGCACAGAGAAAGGACAGUGCACGUGGGAUUGGGACCCCGGCCCCCGCAAGCCGGAAACGUGUACCCGCUUCGGCACCCCAUGGGACCACAUGUGGGCGAGGAGGAGGGUGGCUUUGGAGCGUGGAGAACGGCGCCCAACUACAGAUGCACCGGUCCCGAGAAGGAAUAUCGCAGGUGCUUCUCGCAGGUGUGCACUGGCAUCCCGCUGGACUCGCGGGCUGAGCAGUGCGCCGCCUUUAAUGCCAAAGAGUUUAUGGAUCGUCUCUACGACUGGGAGCCUUUCACUGAGGUCGGCCCCGAGAAGCAAUGCGAGCUGACGUGCCGCCCGGCGGGCUACCGCUUCUACGUGCGGCAGGCCGAGCGGGUGCGAGACGGGACACCUUGCUUCAACGUCACCUCCAACGACGUGUGCGUCCAAGGGCAGUGCCUGACGGAGGGCUGCGACGGUGUCCUGGGCUCCGGCCUGGCGCUGGACAAGUGCGGCGUCUGCGGGGGGCGGGACUCGGCCUGUCAGAAGGUGACGGGCAGCUUCCAGAAUGUCAGCGUUCCCCUCGGCUACCACAAGAUCUUGGACAUCCCGGCGGGGGCCACCUUCAUUAACAUCACCGAGAGACGGGCCAGUCCCAACUACCUGGCCAUGAGGAGCGCUACGGGGGCUUCGGUGGUAAACGGGCGCUGGGCCGUGGACCCCCCGGGGGAAUACCGGGCGGGCGGGACUACCUUCACCUACGCCCGACCUCGAGCACAGGCGGAGGGGGAAGACGAGCCAGGGGAGUCACUCAGGGCCCUCGGGCCCACCAGCGCACAGCUGCAGCUCUAUAUUAUUUACCACCAGCAGAACCCGGGAAUUGACUAUGAGUUCUACAUCCCCGUGGAGAAGACCGAAAGUGAGACACCCAGUGAGAGGCAAUCGCAGGGGAGGGCGCCCCUUCGUGCCGCCCUUGGCGUGACCAUCGACGAACCUGCGCCUGCCGCCAUUUCUCCUCCUCUUUCCGUCCCUUCUUUCCCCUCCACCUCCUCCUCCUCUUCCCUAUUCGUUCCCCCGUCGUCGCAGCACUGGGCCGCAGGGAGGUCGCCAUCUCGGGCCUCGGCCCCCAAUCGCAACGCUCGCAUCCCGCCUCGCACCGACCUGCCGCUGGACACGCAGUUGCCCUUCGCGUGGAGGAGGGGGUCGCUGACCCCGUGUUCUGCUUCCUGUGGCAAAGGUCAUCAGUCUCGAGAAAUCAUCUGCAUUGAUCGCCAUACGGAGGAGCAAGUGCCUGAGAGGAAAUGCGACUCCGCCGCUAAACCGGCACCAGAAGAGGAGCCUUGCAAUACGCACGGCUGCCCACCAUUCUGGGAGGUGAGCGCUUGGUCCGAGUGCAGCGUGUCGUGUGGGCCUGGCGCGCAGCAACGGCAGCUGCAGUGCAGGCAGACUUUCGGCAACCGCUCCACCAUGGUCCACCCACAGCGCUGCGCCGGACAGGUUCCACCCGAGUCCACCCAGGCCUGCCAGCUGCAGCUCUGCUCGCACUGGGAGGUGGGCUCCGACUGGAGCACGUGCUCGGUGGACUGCGGCGUGGGCAAGAGGACGAGGAGCGUGCGCUGCGUGAGCGACGAGGGCAGUGUGGUCAACGACAUGGAGUGCGGCUCCCGGGCUCAGCCGCUGGGCAGCGAGGAGUGCAACAUGGGCCCCUGCGUCACCAACUGGUAUUCGUCCGCUUGGUCCGCCGCCUGCUCGGCGCGUUGCGGCCCCGGCGUCCAGAAGAGGGAGGUGGUGUGCCUGACGCGCGGAGGCGUCCGAGAGGGCCAAGGAGCGGCGGACUGCGUCGCCGACAAGCCGGCCGAGCUGAGAGCUUGCAACGGUGGUCCUUGUGUGCCCGUCGCCAGUUGGUACAGCGGCCCGUGGACGCAGUGCAACGUUCGGUGCGGGAACGGAACCCAGCGUCGGGACGUCAUCUGCGUCCAGAAGUCAGGCGACGAAUUCACCACGCUGCCCUCAGCCCAAUGCGCCCACGAGGACAAACCAGCCGCCGUGCAGGAGUGUGAGAUGGGCGAUUGCCAGCCGCAGUGGUUCACGACCGAGUGGAGCGCGUGCUCUCGCUCUUGCGGGAAAGGCCUCCAGAUGCGGGAGGUGCGGUGUCUGACUUCGGACAGGAGGCACAGCCCAAACUGUGACGCUGGCGCCAAGCCCGACCAGGAGCAAAGCUGCAACAGUAUCCCUUGCGGCCCUCAAGUCACAGACGAGAACUGCAGGGACCGACGCCACAACUGCGUGAUGGUGGUGCAGGCCCGCCUCUGCGUCUACUCCUACUACAAGACGGCCUGCUGCGCUUCCUGCACGCACAGCGCUGCGCAGCGCGCUAAGAGACAUUGACGGGAAACUCACAGCUUCCAGAUCGGGUCCCGGUUGCAUCCCCCCCCCCAUCUAUUUUAAACAGAUGCACUCCUCCAACUCGAAGGGCUCAACUUAUUUUUUUGAAAUCAUCCCAGUGGGGGGCACGGGAAGUACCCAGCGCACAACAGAGAUGUGCCACUGAUCAAGGUUGGCCGUGAUCAUUCCCACGGCGGCGCAGACCUCCCUCUCGGAGAUCGUCUGCCAAGUGACCAACAUUGCAUGGGUCAAACUUGAUUUUUUGCAGAAAUUUGCCAGGCGCUGUGCCAGAUUUCCAAAAUUAGAGCCCUGGAAGGAAAACUACAAUAAGCGCAUCAUGCGGGGCAAAGCGAACUGUUUUGAUUUUUUUGUCUUUGUGCACACCGCAGCCUCUCUAUGGUCAACCGACCGAGGAUUUCCACCGUCUUUGUUUGCCAAAAAUAUUCCCUUCAAGUGCCCUUCUCGCAUUCUUCUUUUUUUGAAAGAUAAACCAAAGGAGGCAGUGAAUGACCAAAUGUGUUAAAAUGCGCAAAAAGUCAACGUGAUAGCACAGCAAAGGUGAAAUUAAGCUGAAUUUAAAUCGAGCUAAUUAUCAUGAAAUCACAAACUGACCAAGAUCAUAUUCACUGUGUCCAAAUCCAAUAAUUCGCAAAAGUCUUGUUAUUCAUCCAUCCAUUCAUCUUCUCAUCCUCUUGCGGGCGUGCUGAAGCCUCUCCCAGCAGUCUUCGGGCGGUCUGCCUUUAAAAAGAAAAACCCACCCAGUAAAUAUUGAGCACAAUGUGCUGAUCGAUCAACUGUACAUAUUGUGUGUAUGUGUGAGGACCUUCAUCGGUUCCAUUUUUUUUUUUUUUUUGUACCUCCCACACAGCACAAAAUCAGUAGCCACGCUCCCACUUGUAAGGUGAGCCAUGUGUAUAUGAUGUAUGUUUUUCUUGUGUAUAAGACGUUUUGAACAUAGUAAGCGCUUCUAUUUUUUAACUCAGUAUUGUAUAGUUGACAUAGAAGGAUUUUAUCCACAGCUAACUAGCAUAUCGCUGACUUGAAGAGAAUCUCUCAGUCUGUUUAUCUGUCUCUCCUUUGUAGCCACUUUUGAAGUAUAUGAUAAAGAAAGAAAGGACAGUAAUUUAUCUGUAUCAAAGAACAUGUAAUUUAUUUUUGUGCUAUUUCUCCCCCUAGCAACCACCAGAUUUUUAUUACAAAGGCACCUUUUGUUUCUGCGUGCACACACACGCACGCGCGCACAUCUCAUAGUACACAAAACAGUGUGACACACUUACGACCUUAAUGCUUAAGUCAACAGAAUAAAACUAAAAAAGCGGAUCAA